This is a messenger RNA of Cladophialophora psammophila CBS 110553, 765 nucleotides long. RefSeq lists its product as uncharacterized. The transcript has a single exon. NCBI's taxonomy places the organism in Eukaryota, Fungi, Ascomycota, Eurotiomycetes, Chaetothyriales, Herpotrichiellaceae. The record is from RefSeq and is a predicted model, not a curated record. The coding region runs from base 1 to 765 and encodes 254 amino acids. Gene Ontology annotation, molecular function: RNA binding; metal ion binding.
AUGGCGUCGGUAGCUUCAUCUACACCCUCAGCGCAAGAAUCAACCCUUCCCAAGACUGCCGCUCCGUCUCAACCAACGUACAACUUUAGUUUUGCGCCCUUCUUGCGCACCAACGGCCUCGCCGCUCUCGCUUCCACCGUCCCCGUGUGCCCUGAUUUCGCCAGUACAGGCCACUGUCCGCGCGGCCGUCGCUGUCCCGAUCGUCAUCCCACACCCACUCAAGCGCAGCAAUCCCAUUCUCAACAACACCACUACGGGCGCCACACCAAUGAUAACUACGUCUGUAAACAUUGGCUCAAGGGUCUCUGCAAGAAGGGCGAUGCCUGCGACUACCUGCAUGAAUAUAACCUACGAAAGAUGAGCGAAUGUCAAUUCUAUAAUCAAAAUGGCUAUUGUCAGAACGGCGACGAGUGUCUCUACGUGCAUGUCAAGGAGGGUUCAAAGCUGCCUAUGUGCGAAGAUUAUAACAAGGGAUUUUGCGAGAAGGGCCCUAGAUGUCCAAACCGGCACGUGAGGAGGAAGCUGUGCGAGUUCUAUCUGGCGGGAUUCUGUCCGGAUGGGAAAGAGUGCAAAUUUGGGGUUCAUCUUAAGAGCGGGCCGGCGGCUGCGGCAGCGGCUGCAGCAGAGAAGGAUGCAGACGCACAUCGGAGAGAAAGAGUCGCGGACUUGGAAAAGAGGGAAGAAGAAUCGCGCAAAGACUAUGGUUGGAAGGGUGGCAGAGGUGGAAAAGCAGGAAGGUGGAGAAGCAAACGAGACAGGAGGUGA